AUGGAUGCUUUCGGGGCCCAGCAGCAAGAUGAAGGCUAUUCCGAAGACCCUCUGAACCCGCCCGCUUCUGCCUCAUCUCUCAAACAUGGAUUUUCCGUCUUAGCAUCCCAAAGACCAGCCGCCGAGUUCCCGGAGUGGCUAAUGCGACACAUCACAGGCCUUUCCAUCCAAGAAAAGACCGAUCUCGCCAUGGCGCUGUUAAGCGACCUCCCAACAGGGCUCAUCGCACAGGUCGUCCAGCAACUUAACCCCCGCCUCUACAUCGACUUCAUUCGAUAUCUCCCGCCGGAGAUCUGCCUUAAGAUUCUCGGAUACCUCGACCCCGUCUCCCUGAUCCACGUUGCCCAGGCAUGUCGAACCUGGUACGAGCUUGCUAUAGACAGGAAGCUGUGGGAAAAGGCAUAUUAUCUUGAAGGAUGGAAGGCAAAGAAUGCAGAGAUCGAGCACUGGGAGGCGAAGGCCAACGAGGACUCCUCCUCGUCCAGCAUUAGGCGUCCACUCCGGACAUCGACGUCAGGAUCCGGUCGCACGCACAGGAAACGCGCUGCACCAACAUCUCCGGAGCUGGACGCCGAUCUCGACAUGGUCAUGUCCGAUAUAGGUGGUGCCUUCAAGCAGGAACCGGCCGAGAUGGAGAUGGGCGAGACGAGCAUCUUUGGAGGCGCCGCCGAGGUCGCUCCAAAGACGGGUAUGACACAGCACCUAGGGGAGCUGGACAUGAACGGCUAUUCCUCGAGUGCGCAACGCAAGGGCAAGGGCGUCGAUAAGGGGAAGGCAAAGGCGGACCCCGCGCCCGAGAUUGACCACAACGAGUACCUACUCGGCGUCCCGAAAUCGACCCUGUGGAUGUGGGAUGUUGCCGACGGCAAAUACAAGGUCAACUGGAAAUAUCUUUACACCAUGAGACGGCGCCUCGAGUCGAACUGGGAGCUGGGCAAGUUCACCAACUUCCAGCUGCCUCACCCGGACUUCCCCGAGGAGGGCCACGGGGAAUGCAUAUACAGCCUGCAGUACAACUCACAGUACCUCGUGAGCGGUAGCCGAGACCGGACGCUCCGGGUAUGGAACAUCCACACGCGACGCCUAGUGCGGCCCCCACUGGCCGCACACCAUGGUUCCGUUCUCUGCCUGCAGUUCGACUCGGAUCCCGACGAGGACCUCAUCGUCUCGGGCAGCUCGGAUUCGAGCGUCAUCCUCUGGCGAUUUUCAACCGGCGAGGUGAUUCAACGACUUCGUCAGGCACACCGCGAGUCCGUCCUCAAUGUCAAAUUUGACAAGCGCAUCCUCGUCACCUGCUCCAAGGACAAGACCAUCAAGAUAUUCAACCGCAGGCCGCUGCGUUUCGGCGACCUAGGCUACCAAGGGGUGGAUCCGGUCCCGCGAAACGUCAAGAACUACGCCUAUGAGCUGCCCAUGGACCAGCUCCCCGUCAUCCCGCCCUACACCAUGAUCGGCUCUCUAGAAGGCCACGGCGCCGCCGUCAACGCCGUGCAGAUUCACGACAGAGAGGUUGUCUCGGCGAGCGGCGAUCGGCACAUCAAGGUGUGGGACUGGCCCAGCCAGGUGUGCACGCGGACGUUCGUUGGGCACAGCAAGGGGAUUGCCUGCGUUCAGUACGACGGCCGCCGUAUCGUGAGCGGUAGCAGCGACAACGAGGUCAAGGUCUUCGACCGACAUACCGGCCUGGAGGUAGCCAGCCUCCGCUCGCAUUCUAACCUGGUGCGGACGGUGCAGGCCGGCUUCGGGGAUCUGCCCUACAGCGUUGACGAGGAUGCUGCCGAGGCCAGGAGAGUUGAUGCCGAGUACUUCAAAGCCCUGGAAGCCGGGCAGCUGGACGAUCUGGUGCGGGGACGGCAUGCGCGCCGGCAGGGGAAUGCCGGGUCAACGAGACCAGAGGAUAUUGCUGCCUACGGGGCGAAGCUGCCUCCGGGCGGCGGUGGAGGCAAGUAUGGCAGGAUUGUCAGUGGCAGCUAUGAUACGAGCAUCAUCAUCUGGCGGAGGGACAAGGAAGGCAUCUGGAAGGACCAGCAUCGUCUAAAGCAGGAGGAGGCCGCGGCGGCUGCUCUACGGCAAGGGCGAACCCCACAGCCCGCGAAUGCCACGGCUACUGCGACUCUCACCACCACCGCCGCCGGCCCCAUCCCUCUGCAUCCUUCGAUGCUAGCGCCUGUCCGGCAGCCAGUCGGUCCACCAACAAGCACCGCUGCGGGACAAUCGUCGGCGGGACCCGCGCUAGCAGCGGCCGCGGCAGCGGGCCCCAGCACAGCUUCUGGAAGGCCAGCAACACCACCGAACCAGCCCGGCUUCUCGAUCACGCAGGUCGAGUCGCCCAUCUUUGCCACCUUGACACCGUCAUCCAUCGCGUCGUACCGGCAGAUGAUCGAUAUCGCCGUUCCCCAAGGCCCCCAGGCCCUCGCCCAAGCGCUGGCGUCCUAUCCGACAAUGCUGACGCAGCGGGGUCAUCUCCAGGCGGCCAUCGACCGAGAGGCGAGUCCCUUCGUCAAGAGCCAGCUAAGACAGGCCGUCAACACGGCGCUCUUCAGGACCCAGUUUGAGCAGGCAAGGCAACGGAGAGAUGCGGUGCGCAACCUCGAGAGGCAACAACAACAGACCGCCGCCGGCCAAGCUCUUGCUGACAGAGACGGCGGACAGGCCUCGUCGAGUGCGGAUCAAGCGCAGAUUCAGCAAGCCACAGCCACAGCCACAGCUGGGUCCUCCAAUACCAACACCGGCCAGGAUACGAACGCCACGGCAGCUGCUCAACCCACAACAGCUUCCCAGGCCAUGUUCCAUGCCCCCGGGGCCGGGGUACAUCUGCAUCAGCUACAAUUCGACGCCCGGCGCAUCAUCUGCUGCAGCCAGACGAGCGUCAUCGUCGGCUGGGACUUUUGCAACGGCGACCCGGAGCUCGAGGAGGCAAGCCGGUUUUUCGCGGCGGUGCAGUAG
Phialemonium atrogriseum is the source of this 2946-nucleotide messenger RNA. Its product is annotated as WD40 repeat-like protein. The record is from RefSeq and is a predicted model, not a curated record. The transcript has 4 exons. NCBI's taxonomy places the organism in Eukaryota, Fungi, Ascomycota, Sordariomycetes, Cephalothecales, Cephalothecaceae. Gene Ontology annotation, molecular function: protein binding. The coding region runs from base 1 to 2946 and encodes 981 amino acids.